CGAGUUCGCGACAAUCCAAACGCCAGACGCUCCAGCAUCCAGUCAGUGACCAAAAGUGUGGUACAUAUAGAAAUUUCGUUUUGUUCGUGUCUCUCUCUGUCAAAAAUUUCCAAAAAUUAACCUAGACAAAGUCCAGAAAGGACCACAACCACUUAGAGAAGGGAAAAAUAUUCCAUAUCUGCGAAAACGAAAAUUGCAAAACCGAAACGAUAAUCCCUUGGUUGUUGGUUGAAUUUUCGUCUUGGGUACUUGCACUGUAGAUGAACUUUGCAGUCGCCUUUUGGGUAUAAUAAACCCAUAAAUACCAUUCAGACGAAACAAAUAAAGAUUGACGGACGGACGUGUGUGGAUCGGUCGAUCAUCAGCUAUAGCUAUAUAGUAGAGGUUCCCAUUCCAAUCAUUGUUGAAUCGACAGACUUACGUUCGGCUUCUUAUACAUACAUAUAUGGCUGCGAUCGGCUGCUGCGCAUUUGUACUCGUAUUUGUCUUAAAAAACAACAGAAUUGGCAGUGUUUCCAUUACCAGAGAGAGUGAAACUGUACCAGAAGCUAAAAUACAGAGCUGACAGUGCAAAUAUAUAGAACAACUAUAAGGAACAUAAACGGCUAUCUGAUCUGAUCAGCUUCGUCCAGAGGCGAGCUAAAAAAUUCUAGAAAAAACAAACAAGAAGUAAAACCGGUUGCAGUUGUGCAGAGCUAAGGAUCAUCGAAGAUCUACCAAAUCCGCCUUCAAAAGUAUUUCCAAAAUGAACGCCAACAGUCAACUGAGGAUAACCGUGUGGCUUUGUGUGAUCCUGACAAUGAUCCAGAACCAACCCAUCGACGCACGCGUCCGUGAUCUGUGCACGGUACCGCCCAGCACGAAUGGACUCUGUGUGCCCAGCACUUUGGGAAUCUACUUUGAUGUGGAGACGGAACACUGCCGAUAUAUGGGCUGCGGCAAGCGGCUCUUCGGCAGUCUCGAGGACUGCGAGAAGAUCUGCAACAAUGCCAGACAUGUCAAGAGGCGCAAUCGAUCUGGUGGCAAUGAAACCACAAAUUGAAUACACGUUAAGGAUGUUCUUUUUGAAACAAAUCUCUGUUUGUUUGCGUUGUUAUAAAUACUAGCUACUCGUACUCUCAAUUCAAAUAUCACGGCAGCUAAAUUCGCACUCGGCCUUGUUGGUGAAGCGAUUGUCGUUGCCGCCACAUCCGCCGUAGAUGAAGGGCUCGCAGUGUCGCUUCAGGGGAUUGUACGCAUAGCUCUCCACAUAGCCAAAGCACCUUCCGCUGAUCGUUGGCUGCAGGCACAAUUUCACUGUAUUCGUAUAUUUAUUAAAGUUAGUAGGAAC
Messenger RNA from Drosophila obscura, 1330 nucleotides. RefSeq lists its product as uncharacterized. Bases 746 to 1042 code for a protein of 98 amino acids. Gene Ontology annotation, molecular function: serine-type endopeptidase inhibitor activity. The record is from RefSeq and is a predicted model, not a curated record. The transcript is spliced from 2 exons. Lineage: Eukaryota; Metazoa; Arthropoda; Insecta; Diptera; Drosophilidae.